GUCUGCUGCCACCCAUCCCUGCCGGCCAGUGCCUUGGGGCCAUGGGCGUUUGGGGCCGCACCGUCUUGCUUGGAGCCGCCGCCGCCUACGCUGUCUGGUAUCUGUUCCUCAAAUCUGACGAUGAAGGGGAGGUGGAUCAAGCCAAGGAGAGCGGUGCGACGACCGGUGUGAUGAGGGUCGAUGCGACGGAUGCUUCGGGGAACUCUUUGAGGAGUGAAGCACGAGCAACUUACUGCCAGUUCGACUACUACAGCUUUGAAGCCAACCACUGCGUAUCACAGAUUCACAGCGACUGUGAUGUACAAUCGACAGGUUUAUACCAAUCGCCUGAUAAUCUCUACCCACCCAUCCCGGAGCAAUUCGGGCGACGGCUGUCCAAAUCUCUCCCUCCGAGGCGCUCACCAGUAUCGAGGGCGCAUUCGCAAAAUAUAGGCGUUCCACCCCAGAAGUCAACCCCGCUUGGAUAUCCAUCUCCGACCUCGCACUGUUGUCUUCCUCCGAUCGGCGGAUCGGAUGCAGAUACCGGUUUCGGACACGAGGUGUUCGAACAUGAGCCCUCAAACCCAGCGGACGCCUGGGCGCGUAUCCCAGACGAAGCGGCCACGUAUCGAGAGUCCGCCAGGAUUGCGCGUGAGAUGGCGGCUUCGCUGCCCAAGCAUAGCACCCGUGCGAAUGAGCUCCGAAAACUCAGGAAGAAGCAUAACGUCAAAGCGUGCCAGAUCAUCUUUGACCAUAACAACAGGGUAGAUUUUGGCAGCUGAUCCGUGCGGAACUUGUGCUGAAGUCGACAUGAGAACCUACCACCCGGCACGAUUGAUCUGCAUAAUCUGUACAUUGAUGAAGCGCUUGAGAAAGUCGACUUGUCGAUACGUCAGGCGAAGGGCAAGAGGAGACAGAUCUCGUUCAUAACCGGCAAAGGCCGACAUUCAGCAGAUCAGCGCUCCACACUCAAGCCUCGAGUUACCAGCCAUAUCAAACGGCAGUGGACAUAUUCUGUGCAGGAGGACCCGUGCAACGCAGGCAGGGUGAUUGUAAGUCUGGUCUGAAUGGCUGUGACUGACUAUGUAUGAACCCAUGUAUUACUCGUCGCCAUCUCGCAUCUUC
Mycena citricolor is the source of this 1104-nucleotide messenger RNA. The record is from the annotation of a GenBank genome assembly. Lineage: Eukaryota; Fungi; Basidiomycota; Agaricomycetes; Agaricales; Mycenaceae.